This is a messenger RNA of Etheostoma cragini (Arkansas darter), 1835 nucleotides long. RefSeq names its product contactin-2-like. The coding region runs from base 191 to 1624 and encodes 477 amino acids. The record is from RefSeq and is a predicted model, not a curated record. Gene Ontology annotation, cellular component: external side of plasma membrane; membrane raft. The transcript is spliced from 8 exons. Gene Ontology annotation, biological process: interleukin-15-mediated signaling pathway; positive regulation of ERK1 and ERK2 cascade; T cell activation. NCBI's taxonomy places the organism in Eukaryota, Metazoa, Chordata, Actinopteri, Perciformes, Percidae. Gene Ontology annotation, molecular function: MHC class II protein binding; protein tyrosine kinase binding.
GCACCCACAAGUUCAUAUAUACCUACCUCAUCGACCCAUUUCACAAAAAAACAUCAGAGAGCACGUCAAGCAACAGAGGACUAUAGGAAGCAACAAAACAGAGCAGGGAGAGGUUCAAGCACGGAAAAGAGAUUGAAAUUUAAAUGUAAUUUCUGUAAACAUUUUAGCAGACAAGUAUAGAAACGAAAAGAUGCUGUUGGACUAUUUCAUCUUUGGGUUGAUUACCAUUCUAAUGCCAGGGGCUCAAUGUGAGGAAACAGAGGUGUUUGCUGAAGCGGGCUCUCAGGCUGAACUACCCUGUAAAUGUAACCCUUCAUCCCCCUUUAUCCCCUCCAUCGUGUGGAGUAAGGCCAACAAAGGCACUGUUUGGAGAAAGCAAAAGAGCGGUCUGCAGUACUGGGGCUCUAGCUGGUCAUCAAAAGGCACCCACCGCGUGCAAUGCCCCCACAACCAGUUUGAGAGAGGAAAUUUUAACCUGCAAAUCAACAACGUGAUGGCGGAGGAUGGAGGAAUUUACUCCUGCAUGGUGGAAAAUGGAGGCAAAUGGGCUGUGAACGUGGUCAUACUGAGAAUCAUUGAAGUUUCCGUCUCUUCAUCGGUUUCCGUAUGGGGGAACGAUGUUUCGAUUAGUUGCAAAGUGACCCCUUGGCCUUACGAAGCCUCUGUGCAUUGGAUGUUGAACAACAGCCCAUUUGUGCCUAAGACUGAAAAUGCAUCAAACAAUGAUACCACUAAAAGUAUUGUGAGGGAAAAGGCAACAGCAAGACUGGCAGGAAACUGGACCUGUGUUGUGGACUACAAGGGCAAAGAGGGGCGAGCUUCGGCAGCUCUGACUGUGAAGGGAAUCAUCCACCCAUCUGAAGACAAUACUCAAGUGUAUGCUGCCUUGGCAUCUACAGUCACACUUCCCUGCGUGUUCUCCCCUGGUUUGAUCCCCUCCAAUCUAGUCUGGGAGAAACUGAAACCUGAGUUUCUUUUUAAACCUGGUCCCAGUCGCCUUCCUUCCUCUUUCUCUCAAUCCUCUCCAUCCUCUCAGCGACCCUUUGAUAAAUCUGCCACUUUGAAAGAAGUUGGGUUUGAGGAUGAGGGCAGGUACAGAUGCUCUGGCACCAUUGAAGGACAACGGUUGACUCGAAAUAUGCAGCUUGUUGUUGCCAAAAUCGAUAUCCUGUCAAAGAAAACAGGCUCUGUGACGCUGACCUGCCAACUGACCGACACAAGCAAAGUCACCGACUAUGAGUGGGUUCAUGUGAUCUAUGACCUCAACGGCACCCAGUCAGUUAGGUCCAUCCAGAAGGGAAACACCCUGAGUAUAAGCAAGGCCUCCGAGGAGAACCAGGGUGAAUGGACAUGUCGUUUCUAUGGGAAAGAGGGCAUUUUGGGAAAUGUAACAUACCACAUUCAAACAAUGAGUCAUCUGAGCGGACCAAAGUCUUCUGGUGGCUCACAUAACACCGCUGGUGUGGUUGGUCUUAGCUUUCUCCUCCUUGUUUUGCUGCUGAUUUUGGCUCAGAUGUACAAGAACCACCAAAGGAGGAAAAGGAUCUUUCAGUACCCUGCGCUGGAGACCAUUGUUCAUACUGUCUCCAAUGAGCGGGAGGAGAGGAACCGAGUGAAAAAGUAAAGACACAUUAAAGCAAAAUGCAGAAGGAAUGCAGAAAAGAUCUCACAGUGCUAAAUUGGAGUAAGAUCUGUCUUCUUUAUGCAUGUAACAUGUUGGGAGAAAAAUUUUUGUAAAUAGAGUAUUUUCAGAGCAGACAAUGUAGCAGUGUUGUUGUUGAAUUUAAAAUGUGUAUUAUCCUAUUUGAGAUGUAUCUGUUUUUAAAAUUAUUCUA